CCUUGAAUAUAUUAUUUUUCAAGCAUGACGCUUAUCUGUCGUCAGCUACUUAAAUCAUGUUAUCAAAAAUCGCAGUAUUUGCCUACUAUGAAGAGAAUAUUUCCCAAGUUUGCAGUCCAAACAAAUUGGCUAACAGUAAUUAGUCAAAACCAUAAUUAUGAUUAUGACCUACUCGUCAUUGGAGGAGGCUCUGGUGGUUUAGCUGCAGCAAAGGAGGCCGCAGGGCUCGGUGCAAAAGUGGCUGUGGUUGACUAUGUAACACCGACUCCAUUUGGUACCACUUGGGGACUUGGUGGUACUUGUGUUAAUGUGGGAUGCAUCCCCAAGAAGCUGAUGCAUCAAGCUGCUCUUUUAGGUGAAGCUAUUUCCGAUGCCAAGAGCUUUGGAUGGAAUGUCGGAACCGGUUUUAAACAUGACUGGGAAUCUUUACGGAAUGCUAUUCAAGCCCACAUUAAAUCAGUUAACUGGGUAACUAGAGUAGAAUUACGAGACAAAAAUGUGAAGUAUAUUAAUGGUUUAGGGCGCUUUGUUGAUCAAAAUACAUUACAAGUUACGUCAAAGCAAGAACGGUAUAAUUUAACUUCACAAUAUUUUUUAAUCGCAGUGGGAGGAAGGCCAAAAUAUCCUGACAUAAAAGAUGCAGUGGCAUAUGGUAUAACUAGUGAUGACUUGUUUAGUUUGGAAAAACCGCCGGGUAAAACUGUUAUUAUAGGAGCUGGGUAUAUUGGACUUGAAUGUGCCGGUGUGUUGAAUGUCUUAGGAUAUGAUACUACAGUUAUGGUUCGCUCCGUUCCUUUAAGAGGAUUCGACCAGCAAAUGGCUAAAGUUGUAACAUCUGAAAUGGCUUCCAAAGGUGUUAAGUUUUUACAAAAGAGUGUACCGAAAAGUAUAAAAAAGCUUAACUCUGGCGAACUAAAGCUGGAAUGGUUUAACAACUGCAAUAAGCAAGUCUUCUCAGAUACCUUUGAUACUGUUAUGUUUGCACUGGGCAGAAAAGCCCUUACCAAAGAACUAAAUCUUGACAAGGUAGGGGUUUUAGUUUCAGAAGAAAAUAAAAUUCUGGCUCAUAACGAACAGACCAACAUACCCAACAUAUUUGCGGUCGGAGAUGUCUUGCAUCAAAAACCAGAACUUAGUCCAGUUGCCAUAUCAGCAGGAAGACUACUAUCACGAAGAAUAUUCGGGAAUAUGAAAGAGACAAUGGAUUAUCAAAAUGUUGCUACCACAAUAUUUACCCCUCUUGAAUAUGGGUUUGUCGGACUGAGUGAAGAGAGUGCUUCUGAAAAGUAUGGCGAGGAUAACAUAGAGGUUUACCAUAGCUUUUUUAAGCCAGCAGAGUAUUUAAUAGCAAAAAAAAGUGCUGAAAAUUGUUAUUUGAAAGUUAUUGCACUAAGAAAUGAUGAUCAAAAGGUUUUGGGUAUGCACUUUAUCGGACCACAGGCUGGUGAAAUAAUACAAGGGUUUUCCACUGCGAUUAAGUGCAAUUUGACUGUAAUCGCAUUGGUUAACACUAUUGGGAUUCAUCCAACGUUAGCUCAAGAAUUUACUAAAAUUAAAAUAACCAAGAGGUCUGGAAAAAAUCCUGUUCCUGCUUCGUGUUGUAGCUAAUAUGAUAAAAUAUAUAUACUUUUUAAAUUC
This is a messenger RNA of Anthonomus grandis grandis, 1638 nucleotides long. RefSeq names its product thioredoxin reductase 1, mitochondrial-like. The record is from RefSeq and is a predicted model, not a curated record. NCBI's taxonomy places the organism in Eukaryota, Metazoa, Arthropoda, Insecta, Coleoptera, Curculionidae. Gene Ontology annotation, cellular component: mitochondrion; cytosol. Bases 25 to 1608 code for a protein of 527 amino acids. Gene Ontology annotation, molecular function: thioredoxin-disulfide reductase (NADPH) activity; flavin adenine dinucleotide binding; glutathione-disulfide reductase (NADPH) activity. The transcript has a single exon. Gene Ontology annotation, biological process: cell redox homeostasis; cellular response to oxidative stress; glutathione metabolic process.